AUGGCAAUUGGAGAGGACUACCGGGCAAAUGGAAUCGUUCUGCCACUCGGUGUGCUCCAAGAAGUGCGGACAGGCCGCAUCAAACCCGUCUUCGGCCCGGGCAUGCAAUCCGCCAUGUACAAAGCUCCCGUCGUCGGACGGAUAAAGGUCAACAAGCUCGGCUGUGAAGGCGACCAGCAAGCCUUCCACAACCACGGCGGCGUGGACAAGGCGCUUCUGCAGUACUGCUCUUCGCAUUACGACGAUUGGAGGGACGAGCUCAUACAUAUAUGGCUGGGGUGCAAUAUGCAGCAACGCCACGACGGCAAGGACCCCGACCAAUUAAGCAACCAAUCAACCUCAUGGGCCCAGAAAUGGUCAGCCGUAAGGACAGCCUGA
Molecule: messenger RNA, 378 nt
Organism: Aaosphaeria arxii CBS 175.79
Lineage: Eukaryota; Fungi; Ascomycota; Dothideomycetes; Pleosporales
Exons: 1
Coding region: 1-378 (125 amino acids)
Molecular function (GO): pyridoxal phosphate binding; catalytic activity; molybdenum ion binding
Source: RefSeq, a predicted model, not a curated record